Messenger RNA from Hemibagrus wyckioides, 2797 nucleotides. It is a transcript of the gene ttc33, whose product is annotated as tetratricopeptide repeat domain 33. Gene Ontology annotation, molecular function: protein binding. The transcript has 5 exons. Lineage: Eukaryota; Metazoa; Chordata; Actinopteri; Siluriformes; Bagridae. The record is from RefSeq and is a predicted model, not a curated record. The coding region runs from base 193 to 990 and encodes 265 amino acids.
CGGUCUUUAUACAGACUCACUGUAGCCUGUGUCAGUAGCAGGUUAGCCAUGUAGAGUCAGAUACUAGCUAAAUAGAUAGCCACCUUCGUGAUGCAGAUUUUACCAGGGGAGUAAAAUUCUCCACAAGAAAUUCUAUUUCAGCAACUGGAACACUGUAAACAUCUGAAUAAAAUUAGAAUAGAAGCUUUCAGGAUGGCUUCAUUUAGCUGGAAUAGAAAAAUCGGGGAAAAGGUUUCUAAGGCAGCAGUGCAACAGUUUGAGGCUCAAUCAACAAAGGUGGAAGAUCAUGUGGAAUUAGAAGGAGUUGAUUGGCUGCAUGCAAUCAAGCGCAGACGUGAGGUACUGCUGGAAGACUGUGCAGCCAAGAGCAAGGGACUAAAGGAUGAGGGAGCACAGUUGGCCGAGCAAAGCAGACACUGGGAAGCGGUGAGGAAAUGGGAUGAGGCCAUUCAGUUGACUCCAGAAGCAGCUGCCCUUUAUGAGAUGAAAUCACAGGUGCUAAUCAUACUUCAGGAGGACUUCCCUGCAGUGCAGGCAGCAGAGAUGGCAGUCAAACUUCAACCUCUGUGGUGGGAAGCAUGGCAGACUUUAGGACGUGCCCAACUAAACCUUGGUGAAGUAGAGCUUGCUGUACGUUCCUUCCAGGUGGCACUGCACCUACACCCAUUAGAGCGCCGCCUGUGGGAGGAAGACUUGAGAUGGGCGCUACAUCUACGGGAAGAGAAACAUGCUAUGAAGCAGAAAGCCGCACAGGAUGACCAGACCCGAAAACAUAUUGAUGAACCCCCAGAGCUGCAACAAGAUUAUGGGGACUUUGAGAGUGAUGAGGUCAUAGCUGCCUGCACAGCCAUAGCAGACCGCCAGAAGAGAUUUGAAGAGUUAAGGAGAAACAUCACUGUGGAUGUGCAAGAUGUUGCCAAUGAAAUAGGUGUCAGCAAUUCUAACAAAAAUGCUUCAAAUUAUAGUUUGGUUAAAGCAAGAAUAAUGUAAGAAGUGACAAAUUGUUUCAUUUAAUUUGACACAGUUAUCUGUUUACUUUUUAGAGAAAUGCGUAGAGGAUUAUUUUUAUCUUUGGAAAUAUAGUGUACAAACUGUAUUGGAUCUGUAGUCUCUAAUGUACUUCUCAUGGCUCAGUUAAGCAGAAAUGCCAUUUGUACCCCAUGUUUGGUUCACUUUCUGUAGCUGUAUCACUUGAGGGUUGAGUCACUCACCUUUUACAGUUACAGAUCUGAGUGGCUACUAGUACUUUAGUACUCUAGUGAACUUCAAAUAUUCAUGCAAUAUUUUGUACUGAAAUUGCAGUAUAGCAACAAUAGCAUACAAUAUGUAACUUACCAAAAAGCUAAUUGGCUAAUUAUUAUCUUCUCAAAAUUGCAAUUAGUAUGGUCAGUGUAAAAGAUUUAACCAACUACUGUGCCUCUAUAUUAACUGAUCUAAAUCCACUGCUAUAAGUUAAUUAAAAAAUAGAGAAAGGUACUUUAGUCUAUUCACAGUGUGCACUGCCAUGUUGACAAGGAGGUAUUUUCUGUUGAUUUUAUCAGUGGAAGGCCAGGUCAAAUACAAGUUUCAACUUCACCUUAAAUGCAGCAUUAUACUUGGAAAGGACUGUCAGUGAAUUUAUAAAGACAUAAUUAAAGGAAAGACAUGCCUGCCCCCUUCUCAAAUUAUGGUGACCAAUAAAGAGGCUCACUUCUUGUAGUCUGGUGUAAAGUUCGCAUUAUUAACAGCACAGUGCAGUAAUGCUGAUCAGUUACUUGUGAUUGAUAACACUAUAUAUCAUAGUCAAUCAGAAAACUUUUGUUCAAACGUGGAGAUUAAUAAACCGAACAUCCUCUAACUGUGUAUUCAGAUAUUUGGGAAAUGGGUGCAACACCGAGCAGGACACAGAGAGUCUGAACAGGUAACACGGUUGCGGCACAAUCAGCAAUGAAACGCCAGAAGCAGCAACAGAUGACUUUAAUGUCAUCAUGGGAAAAAAGAAAGAAAGGAGAUGCGAGUUGGUUGAUUCAGUAAAUUACCUCAGGUCAGGAUAAUCAUAUUUUCUGUCUACACCGGUUGAUGUUAGCCUAACAUUGACUGAGCUAACGUUAACAUACACUGUUGUUGCUAGGUAACUUCAGACUGUUAGCUAAAUAUUUAAUGCAGAUUAAAACAUUCUGAGUACCAUGAAAAUGAGUUGACUUUAAACCGCGCAUUUUCUCUCAGCAGUGUAUGACGAGCAGAUUCUGGAUACUAGUUUAAUGUUAGACUCAAAAUGAUCAUAACUCAGUCAUUUUCAUAUAAGAGGACAGAUGAGGUGGAUAGUUAGGAUACAUGGAGAGAUGGGAUUGAAUGGAGAACAUUGAAAAAAUGUUCUUUAUAUUAAAGUUAAUUUUUUUUAUGUUCAUGAGAUUGUGUAAGAAUCUUGCAUCCUGUGUACCAAAUAAGUAGUGUAUCUAUGGUGUUAUCAAUUUCCCCAUCCUUUUGGAUUACAGAAGUAAGGAUUACAGAUCAUUAUUCCUACUCUGCUAUAAUACAGUGCUGGAGGCAUAAAAAUGAUCUACUUUAGGUAUUUGUGCUGCACAGAAAAUUAGCACCAGGAAUGUAAAUAUUUUAAUUUGUGGUUGUUUAACAUUUUGAAGGGUGAUUGUUUAUGCAUGAGAGACAAUUAUUGAAGUAAUGAUCAACAUUUUCAUAUAAUUACAUAUUAAUGUUGCUGCUGUCUAUCUGCAAGUGAUAUUACACAAUAGUGAUGUAACAUACAGUUCAUAAAAGCUAUAGUGGUUAGUUUGAAAUAAAAGGUUUUUUUAACAGUAGA